This is a messenger RNA of Syngnathus acus (greater pipefish), 3499 nucleotides long. RefSeq names its product tumor protein p53 inducible nuclear protein 1 (gene tp53inp1). The record is from RefSeq and is a predicted model, not a curated record. NCBI's taxonomy places the organism in Eukaryota, Metazoa, Chordata, Actinopteri, Syngnathiformes, Syngnathidae. Bases 404 to 1237 code for a protein of 277 amino acids. Gene Ontology annotation, biological process: positive regulation of DNA-templated transcription; autophagosome assembly. Gene Ontology annotation, cellular component: autophagosome; nucleus. The transcript is spliced from 4 exons.
GCCUAAGCGCAUACAACAAUAACAAAAGGAGCAGUCGGGGGAAACCAAGAAGAUACAACAGCCGAUGUCAAGUUCCUAACCUUACGCCUUUUUUUCUACUUUAUUUCUUCUACGAAGAAAGCGUGGAGUUUUUCGUUUUUAGAAAAAGACACACAUCUACCUCGCGAUCAAGAAGGAAUUUUCGCUUUUUUAUUGACGUCGUCGGCUGAGCUGCAGGUCUCUGAGUCAUUGUCCCCCCCCCCGCAUCUACAUUAUACGUCUAACCAUGUGCGGCCCCCUGGCUCUCCGAUGAGUUGCGACCACUCGAUGCACUUUAGCGCCCCGGCCGAGCGCCUGCCCGCCCGUAGCUGAUGACCGAAGCGCCUCUCGGCCCUUCCCCGAACCGCGCCCACGCCCCAGCAGGAUGUUCCAGAGGUUCGCCAGCGCCUUGUUCGGCGACGACGUUGCCGCGCCCGAGCCAACCCGCCGCCUUCGCCACGAUAAGCAGCCCGAGGAAGAGGAGGAGGAGGAAGACUGGAUUCUGGUCAACUUUCUGGCUGAUAGCUGUUCAAGCCAGCGUGGCGGCGACAGCCUAUCCGCUUCCACCGUUGGCCGGGGCGAGGGGGAGGAGGAAGACGACGAGGACCUGGUGAUGAUCCCGUCCCCCAUGGCCAGCCCUCCCGUCCGCUACGCCUCCUGCACCUCCCUCAACUCCACGGCCGACACCGAUCCGGACGGCGGCGCCGAAGACGACGAGGGGGAGGAAGACGAGGACGGCGACUUCCUGCGUCUGGACGCCUCCUCCUUGGAGGAGAGCUGGUUCGUCACCCCGCCGCCGUGUUUCACCGGCCGCGGGAUCCAGUCCGUCCUGGUGGAGACCAGUCCUCUGGAGAACCUGCUGAUUGAACACCCAAGCAUGUCGGUCUACGCCCACCACAGCCCCCCCAGGCUCAACCAGAAGCCCAUGCAGCGCUCUCUGGACCUGACCGCCGCUCCCAAGGAGAAAGGCAGGCGGGCUCUGGACGCUUCACGUCACAGGCCAGACGUGUCAUCGGUCCAGCGCCGUGCAGGCUCGCAUCAGCCGGCAUGCUACGCGGCGGCGCUGUCCACCCGCGCCGGCCUGUUCCCGCAGCGUCCGGGCCUGGCCGGCCAGUCGCUCUUGUCCCGCAACGCGCUGCGCCGCCUCAACCUGUUGCACCCGCCCAAGGCCGGCCCCACCCACCUGCACCAGCCCAGCCAGCGCCACCUCAACUUCUGAGGGCGCCGCCUUCGCCUCGGCGUCACGCAACAAGCACCAGCAGCUCGUCCCAAGAUGAUAUUUUGACAACAGAGGCGUCCGAUUGGGUCAAAACGCGGCACGGAAAGCCGUUUUUGUUUGUCUUCUCCUUCCUUCAUGGACUCUUCUUCCUCACGUGUAGAAUCAGCGCUGUAGGUCACUUUACUCAGAGGCGGACUCACUUUAUUCACGAUGACAUCAUCACCCGACAACCUGUCACAAUACUUGAACGUCACAGUUGAGCGCCGGAAGGCAGAGUUCCAGUUACCGCAUUUUGGGCAAAAAGGUCUUGGCGAUUUGCCGACGCUGUUAUUUCCACCAUUCAAACUCCGAAUGUUAGCUUGUCGCUAAACAAUGUAGCAUAUUAAUUGUGGUAUGGACAGCCGAUGCGGCGACACAGAUUAUGAAAGGUGGCCCCGACAUUGUUACGUGGUGCCAGUCGUCAAAAUGUUUUACGUACAAAGCUCAGAUGGGAACUGGAACCCCGCUCGAAGGUGUUGAUCGUCCCUUCAACUCGAGUGUAAAUAGAGAACCGAACUGAUUGUUUUUAUCGUAAAAAGUCACUCCGUUGCAUCGAAAGGGGGAAAUUCACGUGUUGUCCUGCCUCUGACUUCUUUUCGGUCAUUUUCCCCAUCAACGUAACAGAGGAAGAAAAAAAAAGUUUUUAAAAAAAUGGGUUAGAUAUCACUAAGCUUGCCUUGUUUUCACUGUAGCUUUACAUUGAAUAGAAAUGUAAGAAAAAUGUAUUUAAAAAAAAAAAAAAGUCCAAAAUAUUUUUUUUUUGAAAAAACAAUUUAAAAACAGAUUACAUAUCAGUAUGGGAACGUUUGUGUGCGCGUGUGUGUAUUUGCGUCUGGUAGAGUUGUUGUUAGUAAGUGAAAACAGAGAAAAUGGAAAGAAAAAUGUUGUUUUUCUGAUUUUUUUUUUUUUUUUUAUUGUUCUUAAAUGAAUCUGCAGUCCAAUUCUCAGGGUCACAACCAAUCACUUUUUACUCGGAAAUGCAGAUUUACUUGAUGGCUGAUGAUUAUUAUUAUUUUUUUCUUGUGAGACAUUUAGUGUUGGUCCCUGGACUGUUGAUUGCGACAUGUUUUCUUAUUGUUUUUACGUAGAUACACUUUGUAAAACUAAACCAAAAAAUAGGUAGCGAGGAUCUGUAAUCUUUUAAGUAUGAUAUUAAGAUGAUGUUUGUAACUUUUGUUGUUUGACUUUUAACAUGAUGAGGAUGAAUAAUAAUAAUCACAUUUACGUUAUGGGAAAAAAAAUUACUCACUUUGUUCAUGGACUAAACGGUAUAUCUGUUUUGUAUUUUUACUUUUAAAUCAUUUUAGUGGAUGUCAUGAAAGAAGUGGGCAUAAAUUAGCUUCCUUACCAUGUACUCGUGUUAUUAUAUUUAGGAUGAUUACUUAACUAAAAAAAAAAAAAGUAACAGGCACAUUUGACAAAUGAUAACAAUCAGGACUUCUGUGUCAUUUUAAAGCACCAACGAAUGAAACCUGGGGACGUUUCUUUGGUGCCGUUGAAACUUUUUCAUCAUAGCUUGAAUGUCACAAAUCAUGUAAUUUUUUUUUUUUUUUUACAAUAUCUGUGACGCAAGGGAUCACAGGAUAUUUCGAUUGGUAUGUCUUGAAAGCUAACAGGGAUUUGUUGUGUUUUUUGUUUUUGCUAAUGUUCAAUGCCUUGAAAAAUUGCGCAUCACGUGCCUUCCAGGUUGAGGUGUUCUUAGGACAAUGCAUCAAUGAAGAACUUGGACUCUUGUUUUUCUGUCUUUUAUGUUUUGGAACAUUCUACAAGAAAACAUAAGACCCAAAUGGAUGUCAACUAUGCACCACGUUCUUUCACUCGCCCUUUUUUUUCUAGACUUGCAAGCAAGCAGACAGAAUCAUGUAGCAAAACCUCCAGUUUUUUUUAUUCUCAAGUGUGAAGAAUAUUAUGUGGCAUUUGUAUUUGUAUUUUUCUUUUUUUCACCAAGUGUUACACGUUUUUUUUCCUUGUGUAGUUUACUGGAAUAAUACCGCACUUUGCCAAAAGAAAAAAAAAAAAAAGAAAAAUUAACUUGGUGUAGGAUUUGUAGGGUUAACGUUUUUUCUUUUAUUUAUCGACAUAUUUCCUGUGUAUUUUGUAUAUGUACGACUGUUCACUUUUCUUGGAACUCUGAUGUUAUAUGGGGGUCGUCUGUUUUCAAACUGUAAUAGUUCCAAUGUUUGAUCGUUUAGAAGUUGCAAAAUAAAUGUUUUCAUACUCACA